AUGCCAACAAUUUGUUUUAUUAUAAAAGUAAUAAUAAAUUUUUACAAACAUAAAACUAAAGAAUCAAAAUUAAAUGAAAAGUUACAUGAUAGACAGAUAGUGUUACCUUCAGAUUGUAUGCAAAAAAUAUUUAAAUAUACGAUACAAAUUUCAAAUAAGAAAAACCUUUUUAAAUUACUUUUAGUAAAUAAAUAUUGGUGUGAAAAUGUGAUACCAAUAUUAUGGAAUAAUCCAUUUAGAGAUUUAUUUCCUCCUUCAAUAUUACGACAUACACCAUCAAGAGAUCCAAGAAUUUGUUAUAAUUUAUUAAGAACUUAUAUUUCUUGUCUUGAUAAUGAUGAAUAUUAUUUAUUAUUUUCUAAAUUAAAUCCUUCAUUACAUCCAUUUGAUAUGGAAAUUCCUAAUUCAUUUAAAACAUUAUAUAAUUAUCCUAAUUAUUUAAAAGAAUUAUCAUAUAGUGAUUUAGAGAAUACUAUUUAUACAUCAUUUAUGAUAAAUUUAAAAAAUUCAAAUUCUAAAAAUUCCAAUUUUCAACAAGAAAAAUAUCAAGCAUUUUCAAUAGCUUCAGCAUUAUGUAAAUUAUUUUUACAAAAUUCCACUCAAUUAAAAUUUCUUUUAUUUAAUUCUUCUUCAACAUGCAACGAUAGUAUUAUGGAUAUACCAAAUAUUAAAAGAUAUAAUAAUAUUACUAUUAAACCAGUAUUAUCAAAUAUAACAAAAUUUCAAUUUAAAGAUAUUAAAAUUAGAUCAAAUAAUAUUUUAACUUUAUUAAAUUCUAUUUCAAUUUAUUCUACAAAAAUCAAUCAUUUAGAUUUUAAAAUUGAUUCAAAAGAUUAUAAUAAUGAUUUGAUUCAAUCUAUAUCAAAUAUUAUAAAAUCACAAAAACAAUUAUUUGAAUUUAAUAUUUCAAAUUUAAAAGAUAAUUUUUCUGAAUCAAUAUUUUUAUCUUUAUUUUCUCAUCAUAAAUCUACUUUAUUUUCUUUAAAAUUACAAAAUAUUCAUUUUACAAAACUUUCUUUAAGUAUUUUACCAAAUUUAAUUAAUUUAAAAAAUCUUUAUUUAUUUAAUUGUAAUGGUUUUAAUAAUAUGGAUAUUACUAAUGAUUUUAGAAAUUUUAAUUUAAGAAAAUUACAAAUUUUUAGUGAAAAUGAUAAUGAUGUUGAGACAAGAAAUUUAUUAUUACAAUUACUUAAACAAUCUGGUUCUUCAUUAAUUCAAUUAGGAAUUGAUUUGGUUUGUAAUAAGGAAAAUAUUGAUAUUAUAUUAAAUUAUUGUCCUAAUAUUAUUGUAUUAUUUAUUAUGAAUAAUGAUUUAAUGGAAUGGAGAGAAAAAUUCAAUACUCAUUCUAAAAAGGUUUUCAUAAAAAAUUUAAAUAUAAAACGUAUUAUUACUACAAAAUCUACUACAUCUAAACCAUCUAAUAAUAAUAAUAAUAGAUAUUGUAAGGAAUUUUAG
Rhizophagus irregularis DAOM 181602=DAOM 197198 is the source of this 1455-nucleotide messenger RNA. RefSeq lists its product as uncharacterized. Lineage: Eukaryota; Fungi; Glomeromycota; Glomeromycetes; Glomerales; Glomeraceae. The record is from RefSeq and is a predicted model, not a curated record.